AAUUAUAUAAAUGGCAUGUAAUGUAAGGUGUUGGUACAAUUAUUAAUUUGACGUGCGGCUAGAAACAUAACAUUGUUUUUGCAAAUACAAUUACAAUUAUACUUAUACCAAAUGGAUAAUCUUAAAGGACGCGUGGCCGUGGUGACAGGGGCGAGUGCUGGUAUCGGAGCUGCCACUGCUAUUAAACUAGUCAAAAUGGGAAUGGUGGUCGUCGGGCUUGCCAGGAGAUACGCCAGACUUGAAGAGCUGAAAACAUUUACUGUGAACAACGACUAUCCUGGUGAAUUUCAUUCGGUAGCAUGUGAUUUAACCGACAUGGAUGAUGUGUUAAAAGCUUUCAGAUGGAUAGACGAAAAUAUUGGCGGUAUUCAUUUUAUGAUCAACAAUGCUGGAAUCAUUAGAAUAUCGAGUAUACUAGAUGGGUCGACGGAAAAUUGGAAAGAAAUAAUUGACUGCAACGUAAUAGCGACCACGCUUUGCACUCGGGAAGCAUACAAAUCUAUGAAAAAGCACAAAGUACCCAACGGACACAUAAUACAAAUUAACAGCAUUACGGGCCAUUCGUAUUCAGUUAAUCCGGGUAAUAAGGUUUACAACGCGUCCAAACAAGCCCUUCGAGUAUUAACCGAAGGCCUGCGACAUGAAUUAUCGGUAGCUGGCGACCGUCACAUUAAAGCAACCAGCAUCAGCCCCGGUUUUGUGGACACGGAAAUUUUUGACGCGGCCAACAUUUCGCACUCUAAAAUGAAAUCUUCAGAAAUACUAAGCGCCGAAGAAAUGGCUGACAUGAUAAUCUUUGUCAUGUCAACGGGACCAAACAUAUUGAUUGCCGAAAUGGUCGUCCUCAGUCAAGGCCGCACUAUUCAAACGUACCCUACUAAAUGUUAAUCCUUUUAGUUUCCAUAGCGUGUAGCGAAUAGCUGGAAUGAAUUAAAACUUGUUUUGAAUAAGUAUUUAUUUAUUCAUUGUGUUAAUUAUUACGACCUUGAUUUUGGUUUCGAACGAAAUAAAUAAAAAUCAUAAACGAUAAA
Adelges cooleyi (spruce gall adelgid) is the source of this 1031-nucleotide messenger RNA. Its product is annotated as farnesol dehydrogenase-like. Lineage: Eukaryota; Metazoa; Arthropoda; Insecta; Hemiptera; Adelgidae. The transcript has 6 exons. The record is from RefSeq and is a predicted model, not a curated record. The coding region runs from base 112 to 888 and encodes 258 amino acids.